AUGAUGUCAAUGAGGUUAUCCAAUUAUUGGCAGAUCGUGCGACAGCGGCCGCUGUGGGCGCCGACUGGCGACACUCAGGAGCUGCACACGGAAUGGGAGCACAGCGAGUUCAUCGCCGAGUGCCUGCAGUGGCAUAACGCCUUCCGCGCGCGCCACGGCGCCCCGCCGCUGCAGCUCUGCCCACAGUGGCGUGGUGCUGUUGCAGGGCAAGAAGUGGCCAGCUACUGGUACAGCGCCUGCCGCCAGUACAACUACGACAAGGAGCCCGAUGUCCUCCACGCCAACGUCAACGCUGGGCACUCCACGCAGCUGGUAUGGGCGCGCUGCCGCCUGCUGGGGCUGGGGAAGGCGCGGUCGCGCGCUGGGAAGGUGCUGGUGGUGGCGCACUACAGGCCGCCUGGCAACGUGAGCGGCGCCUUCCAAAGCAACGUGGCCCUGCCGCUGCCCGAGUGCUCCUCCACUCGCUCGUCUCGCUCCACCUCUCCGCAGCCGCAGGCGCCGCCGCAGCCGCUCUGCUAGCCAGCGCAGUUUCAGGUGGAGCAGUGGGCAGCAACACUUUUGCGGUCGGAACGACACGGCUGCUAUCUGGCAGACGUGGCGGAAAGUAAAGCUCAACGAAGACCCACUUGGCUUCCCUUCCCGGACGACUCGUAGCGCCACCGGCACGGCCCACUGGGCGAAGUGAGGGUCUCUGCGUGAACGCAUCAUGUACGUUGAAUGACUCGGCACCAUUUCUAAACUCAACUCCUGUUUGAAAGUACGAGUUCCUGAAACGUGUAGAUUUGUUGCAUAAUGCAAAUGUUAAUUAGAAAACAGUAAAUGCUCCUUGUUUUUUAAAAAAGCUACAAGAUUAGGAGUAUGCCACAGGACAUUGCUCAAUUUUUUUUAAAAUGGCGUUACUUUCAGGGGUGUGAACCAUGAAAAUUUAGAAACAGGAGAGUGUGUUUCAACUGUUACCCUGGACCCGCAUUUGUCGCACGAGGAAGCUCAAUUCUAGAGCUGACUCUUCGAUGUGUGAGGUGGGGAUACGACGUCGAUGUUAAUAUUUUUAAAAAACAUCGAUGUUUAUUAUUUUAGUAAAGAUGAUGUUUUUUGACAUCGGUAAUGUUUUUUUGUCUCGCGAAUUGGCUGACUUGGGCCACGCGUACAUGCACACACACAUACACAACACACACGCACAUACACAACACAACCAUGACCGCACAUACACAACACAACCAUGACCGGGGCGACUCUCGAACCCGCCAUAUUCUAGUCCAGCACUACUGCUUUAGCGACCUUUGUCAUCUGAGGGCCGUCGGUGCUUUUAUGUUUUGAUAAUUUUUUUGCUUGUGAAUUAAUAAUUAUGUGAAAGUUAAAAAAUGAAAUAAUUGUUGCCACGAACUUUGUACUUCCUCCAUCGACCAGUGAGAUGAGGCCCGAUCCCGGUGCCUUGGCGUUCCCUCGGAGAGGCGGCGGGCGUACGCCUCCUGACCCCUCAUUAUUUUCAAUUUUCGUCAAUUAAAUCUUUAUUAUGCAUGAGAAACAAGCGGGCGUCGUUAGCCGAAUUACUUAACUGCGCUCCGAAAAGUGAUGGAAGUUAAUAAAUUCGAGACUCCGAGGAUUCCUAGGCGGGUGACCGUCUGGAAACCUCGUUUACAAACGGCACCGAGCCCAUGACCGAAGGGAUAAAAGGCACUGACUGCGACGUGACGAGACAAAGAGACAAACACUUAUCGAGGAUUCCUUCAGAUACGCUCAAUGCUCAGAAGGGUUUAGAGACGCGUCGACGAACACGAAAAAUAAAAAAACAAAAUAAAAAAUACGGCCUCUCUCAGUUCGAAUUCUUCCCGUGCGAUCCCUAAUGUAGGCAAUAAACCAGAUGGUUUGUAGGCGACGAAUUGUUAACAUCGAUGUUUGAAUUUCUAUGUUGUGUUGUCGAUGUCAUAUUCUUAAUGUGAGGAACAAUACUGUUACACACUUGGGCGUGCGCAUCUGGUAGAGAACGCUCUCCUGUUUCUAGUUUCCGUGGUUGAAACUAAUUCGUUAGUAUAUAUAACUGGUAAUCAGGAUAGGUUACUAUGAUACGCACAAGAAUUACUUCACUUUGCAGGAAACUGCGUAAAAGUGAUGAUUGGCGAAAGGUUCACUUUGAAGAGAUCAGUAUAAAUACGUUUUUAUGCAUAGAAAUUACAUUCAACAAUUCAUGUACAUUAAGUCAGACGUUGAAAAAAAUCCUUAAUUUUCCUAUAGCAGUAUUUGAAGUAGAAAAACUACUCAAAUAUAAAUUAUAUAAAUAAAAAAAAUUGUUAAUGUAAAAUAUACUUCGGUAUAAGCAUAACGUAAAUGCUGUAAUAAUUUAAUUUUCUAAAAUUAAGACGAAAAGUUUUUUCAUGAAUGUUUCGUUCUUACAACAAAUAUUUUUUUCUUUAUUCUUUAUACAAAAUAUAAUACUUUGUCAAACACAUUAUAAUUUGCCGAGUUUUUACAAAUAUUAUUGGCAUAAUGAUUUGUGUCAAGCAUGUUCCAAUCUUUCUUAAAGUUACAUGUUUGUUAUACAUACUUCCUGAAAAAGAUGUCAUUAGAGACGUCUAGUGCAAGUCUUCAUUUGCUGUAAAUUUAUUAUACAAAUAGUGUCAUCGGUCUAAUGAUGAAAACAUACGCCUCAUACAUUUUGCUUGAAUACUAAAUUACAAAGGAAAUUAUAAAUGAUAAAAAGUGUAUUACCAUUUAUUUAAAUUACAUGUAUUGGUUUUCCUUAUCACGCCACAUGUUCAUUGGAAAUGUCCGAUAAAUUCGCGAAUCGCAAAGCGACGUUGGAAAUUUCCAAUGCCCGAGUGGUAUUUAAUAAGACUGUUCCAUGAAUGAAAUUACCUUUCAAAAAUGUUUCAUAAAGCGCCUAAUUGUAACUAUAUUGUGUUCGCAAAUGACAGCGCUUCCUACGAUUGAUGUAUCGCACCUUGUGACUGGCAGCAGGGAGAAGGUGGUAAGAAAAAGCGAUAAUUUUUAUUCGGAUACACGGUCUUCAUGGUUGCGUACCAGAUAAAUAGUUGAAAGCGAUCGGUGUUAAUUUCACGACUGGAAUAGUGACUGUAAUUUUGUAUCAUGUACAAAAUCGUCAUGUUUGUUAUUGGUAUAUUUAUUAAAAGCAAAGCAAAACAUGAGUUGUACUAUUUUGAAC
Molecule: messenger RNA, 3160 nt
Organism: Gryllus bimaculatus (two-spotted cricket)
Lineage: Eukaryota; Metazoa; Arthropoda; Insecta; Orthoptera; Gryllidae
Source: the annotation of a GenBank genome assembly